UGACAGGUCCUGGCAGCGCGCAUGCGUAGUGUGUGUCUUGAAGCCGAAGCGGUGUCAUGGCGGCGUCCUGCUCUCUGUCUCGCUGUGUGGUGUCUCCAGCCGGGAAACACACGGCUUCCGUCAUCUUCCUGCACGGAUCAGGUGAUUCUGGUCAGGGAAUCAGAUCAUGGAUACGGGAAGUCUUGAAGAAAGAUCUGACCUUUAAGCACAUAAAAGUAAUUUUUCCAACAGCUCCAGCCCGGCCCUAUACGCCUAUGAUGGGAGCAAUAUCCAAUGUUUGGUUUGAUAGAUAUAAAAUCUCCAUAGAUAGUGCUGAGCACCUUGAAUCGGUAGACUCCAUGUGCAACACUUUAACAGAAUUGAUCAGAGAAGAAAUGGCAUCUGGAAUAAAGAAAAACAGGAUAAUGUUGGGUGGGUUUUCCAUGGGAGGAGCCAUGUCAAUGCAUUUGGCGUAUCGUUACCAUAGGGAUAUUGCUGGGGUGUUUGCUCUCUCUAGCUUCCUCAAUGAAAAUUCAAUUGUUUACAAGGAGCUUGAGAACUCUCACAAGAACCUACCUGAACUCUUCCAGUGCCAUGGAGAGGCUGACCAGCUGGUCUUCCAUCAGUGGGGAGAAAGGACAAACAAUUUGUUGAAAGGCCUAGGCGUCCCUUCAUCAUUCCACAGCUUUCCAAAUCUCUAUCAUGAACUCGGCUUGCUGGAAUUGGAGCAGCUGAGGUCUUGGAUUUUGCAAAAGUUGCCGGAUGACUCUGCAGAAAUGCAGUAAUGCAAAUCAUUUCUAAUAAAUGUUGUAUUUAGACGUAAA
Molecule: messenger RNA, 803 nt
Organism: Rana temporaria (common frog)
Lineage: Eukaryota; Metazoa; Chordata; Amphibia; Anura; Ranidae
Gene: LYPLAL1
Product: lysophospholipase like 1
Exons: 5
Coding region: 57-764 (235 amino acids)
Biological process (GO): protein depalmitoylation
Cellular component (GO): cytoplasm
Molecular function (GO): palmitoyl-(protein) hydrolase activity; carboxylic ester hydrolase activity
Source: RefSeq, a predicted model, not a curated record